Messenger RNA from Clarias gariepinus (North African catfish), 4068 nucleotides. RefSeq names its product low density lipoprotein receptor-related protein 12 (gene lrp12). The transcript has 8 exons. Lineage: Eukaryota; Metazoa; Chordata; Actinopteri; Siluriformes; Clariidae. The coding region runs from base 630 to 3080 and encodes 816 amino acids. Gene Ontology annotation, cellular component: plasma membrane. Gene Ontology annotation, molecular function: low-density lipoprotein particle receptor activity; protein binding. The record is from RefSeq and is a predicted model, not a curated record.
GCCGACAAUGUCACCGGCUCUUUGUUUGGAGCAGAAACGCGCAUAACGGACCGCUUAUUGUUAUUGUUUCUGUUUAUUUUUUUGACCAACAAAGCGGAUUAUUUCAUUAUUCUUUUUUAAACUACAAACAGCCUACUCUUAUUUGCUUUUUUAUAUAUAUAUAUAUAUAUUUUUUUACAUUUCGGUUUAGCUCAGUGUUUGGUGCAGCUGAAUCGUUUAGUGAAAAGCAAAGAAAACGGACUAGCGAGUUAGCUAACACGCGUUUACACACAUCUAGAGUUUAAAAACUUAGGUUAGAAUUGUGUCACGGGUUUAUUUCUACGUGGUUUAAUUCGUAUUUAAGUCUUUUACACGACUGUCUCCAGUCAGUUUUCAGUUGUGUUGUUUUUAGCUCGAUGCUAACGCAGCUCGAGCUAGCAUACUUAGCCGUCGCUAAGACAAUCACCUCAGGAUUUCUCUCUUUUUUAACUUCCUCUUUUUGAUUAUUUCUUUUAAUCUGAAAUGCUCACUCUCGUGUCUGUGCACCUAUUAGUCUCAAGAGCGAGUAUUCGCAAAAUUUGAGAUUUCAGACUAAAAUAAACCCAAGCCUCAGACAGUUAUAAAGUAGAGAGAGGCAGAAGAGGGUGAUUAUGGCCUGCCUUUGGGGCAUGAAGACGGUUUCAUCAUGGACAGACUCGCUCUUCAUUCUCAGCAUGGUCUUCCUCAGUAAAGGGUUCUCUUCGCAGCACGGUGAUAAUGUCUACGUGUCAGGAAUCUCAAACGCCUGUGGAGAUGUGGUGGAGCAGAUCAGGGCCUCCAGCGGUGUGAUCACCAGUCCUGGGUGGCCCUUUGAGUAUCCGUCUCGUAUCAACUGCAGCUGGAACAUCCGCGCAAAUCCUGGAGAGAUCAUCACCAUCAGUUUUCAGGAUUUUGAAAUCCAGAGCUCGCACCGCUGCGGUUUGGACUGGAUCUCCAUCGGCACCUACAAGAACCUGGACGGGUACCGAGCAUGUGGCUCGUCCAUCCCGGCUCCGUACAUCUCCUCUCAGGACCACGUGUGGAUUAAAUUCCACUCUGACGACACGCUUACCGGCAAGGGCUUCAGGCUCUCUUACAUCACAGGAAAGUCAGAGGAGGCGAGCUGCGGGUCAGAUCAGUUCCACUGCGCGAACGGGAAGUGCGUCCCGCAGUCGUGGAGGUGCAACACGAUGGACGAGUGCGGGGACAACUCGGACGAGGAGCUGUGCGUUCACCCCAACCCCCCGUCCUCCUCCUCGUCCAUCUUCUCCUUCCAGCCGUGCUCGUUUGAUCAGUUCCCCUGCGUGUCCCGCUACACCCGCGUCCUCACCUGCCUCCCGCCUUCCCUCCGCUGCGACGGCUCCAUCGACUGCCAGGACUUGAGCGACGAGAUCGACUGCGAUGCCCCGGCGUGUUCCGAGCUCCGCCUGCAAAACUUCUAUGGCACGUUCAGCUCUCCGAACUAUCCAGACUUCUAUCCUCCGGGCAGCGACUGCACGUGGCUCAUCGAUACAGGCGAUCGCCGCCGGGUCGUCCUGCGCUUCCUGGAUUUCAAACUGGAUGGAACCGGUUACUACGGAGACUUUGUAAAAGUCUACGACGGCUUGGAGGCGGAGCCCAGGCGGCUCCUCCGCGUUCUGACCGCCCUCGAUUCGCGCACCUCCGCCACGACGAUAAUCUCUUCGUCAGGGCAGCUCCGGGUGCACUUCUAUGCCGAUAAGAUCAACACUGCUCGAGGGUUCAACGCUACGUACCAGGUCGAGGGGUUUUGUUUGCCCUGGGAGAUGCCGUGUGGAGGAAACUGGGGCUGUUACACGGAGCAGCAGCGCUGCGAUGGUUACUGGCACUGCGCCAAUGGAAGAGACGAGCUUAACUGCAGCGGAUGUGGUGAAGACGAGUUCCCCUGCUCGAGAAAUGGUGCGUGCUACCCAAGAUCUGACCGCUGCAACUAUCAGAACCGCUGCCCCAACGGCUCGGACGAGAAGAACUGCGCUUUUUGCCAGCCCGGGAACUUCCACUGCAGAAACGGCCGAUGCGUGUUCGAGAGUUGGGUGUGUGACGCGCAGGACGACUGCGGGGACGCCAGUGACGAGGAUGCCUGCCCCGUCGCCGUGCCGACACGCGUCAUCGCCGCCGCUGUAAUCGGAAGCCUGGUGUGCGGCCUGCUGCUCGUCAUCGCACUCGGCUGCACCUGCAAACUCUACUCUCUCAGAAGCUUUGAGCGCAGGUCAUUUGAGACACAGUUGUCCAGAGUUGAGGCAGAGUUACUAAGGAGAGAAGCUCCUCCCUCAUACGGUCAGCUCAUCGCUCAGGGUUUGAUCCCACCCGUGGAGGAUUUCCCCGUCUGUUCUGGCAAUCAGGCUUCUGUGUUGGAGAAUCUCCGGCUGGCCGUUCGCUCUCAGCUCGGCUUCACCUCCAUCCGGCUGCCUUCCUCUGGUCGCCACGGCAAUGUCUGGCGGCGCCUCUUCAACUUCACACGUUCUCGCCACUCCGCCUCCUUAGCGCUGGUGUCCUCAGGCGCAGGGGCGGAGACGGACUUGGGAAGCGCCGCUACCAGCGCCGGAAGCUCGACCCGCGUCUCAGACCGCCGCGACUCGGAUGAUUCGGAGGGCGAGCAGCAGGGGGCGGUGGGCGGAGCGUCAGCUUCCCUCCUGCCUCACAAAACCCCUCCCACCGCCACCGUUGUGUCUGUUUCUGCGAGCGCUGCCCCACACGCCGUGCCCGAGAGCGACGAAAUAGCACCCCCACCUCCCGCCGGGCGCGGCUCGUUUGUGGCGCGUGGUCUCCGCUGGGUCCGGAUGUCCCUCGGUUCACGCUUCGCGCAGCAGAACCGGAGCCCUCUGAGACAGAUGCAGAACGGGACGACGAGCGAAGAAGACGAGGAUGAAGACGUGGAGCUCCUCGUCCCUUUAACCGACACGGAUGCGCCCACUACCGCGCCCUCGCUCCAAAGCAGACCGGCGAUCCGGGACGGGCCCUGCGAACACUGCGGGAUGGUUCACACGGCUCAGAUUCCUGACGCCUGCUUAGAGGCUACAGCUAGAACAGAAACCAGUGACGAUGAUUCUCUCUUGCUUUGUUAAUCCUCAACACACUACCCGCUUUGCCUUUUGCUUCUUCACUUUCCUUAGCGAAGGAGGGGGGAGUCUUGAAUGUUUUUUGGACACCUACCCCUUACCUGUGACCUUUCUGCAAGAGCUUCAGAGCAGUUUCGGUGAUGCCGUCUACCCUCCACUGUGCAGCUUUCUGUCUCUGGUUUAGCUUAAGCGGUUAAAGUGGUUGUAUGUUGGUUAGGAUGACCGGAUGAUUUUUUAUUUUAAAAUGUCCAAAGACUGAUCGAGGGGCCCUACGUUGGUCCCCCGGGCAAGACCCUCAACCCCUUAACUGUUCAGCCAUAAGCUUGGAUUGAGUUAUGCCUCACUUGCCAAAUAGGUUAAUGUUAAACCUUUUCCCGGAGAAGGAAGGGGUUUGGGAUACGCAUGCAGCAUCAUGGGAGAAAAACCGGUAAAAGAUUUAUAAACACUGUUUGGUAGAAGAAUUGAUUGUACACUGGUGCCGGAGGAACUAGAUGCUAAAGGAGAUAAAAGUAUUGAAUUAUUCUUCUGUCAAUGAAAAGGCUGCAGAAUCACCCAGACGGUACGUUAAGCUGAGUCGCCGCGGCUCUUCAUUCCGAUUAAAAAUAAAUAAAUAAAUAAAGCUGUAGUGUGUUUCUUUUUUUUUUUUUUUGGCAGAUUAUUUAUAAGGCAGUGUGAAUUUAAGGAGUGACUAUUUUUAAAGGAUGUUAUGUUCUCUAACAGCCAUCAAUGUUGUGUUGUAUUUAUUGUUUCUUUACCGCUUAACGUUUGGGUACUGAGAACUUUGUAUGUGUGUGAGAGAAAGAGAGCAUGAGUGAGUGGGUAUUUAUUACUGGUUUUAAUUUCAUUAGUGGUUACUUGAGAAGCAUGUUACAUCGUCUUGUGUUUUUGUUUGUUCUUGUUUUUUUAAGUGAUUAUUGUGUACGAAAGAAAGUAAAUGUAUAUAAAUAUGCGUAACUGGUUACUGCAUUAAAAGAAUAAAGUAUUCCAUCCUGAA